Stereum hirsutum FP-91666 SS1 is the source of this 2607-nucleotide messenger RNA. RefSeq lists its product as uncharacterized. The transcript has 4 exons. The record is from RefSeq and is a predicted model, not a curated record. The coding region runs from base 1 to 2607 and encodes 868 amino acids. NCBI's taxonomy places the organism in Eukaryota, Fungi, Basidiomycota, Agaricomycetes, Russulales, Stereaceae.
AUGGAUGAAGACGAAUUUCGCUUCCUUCAUCGUGCAGACGAUGCACCACAGAAUCCUCAGGCUCUCUUUGAGGAUGCAAUCAUUGAGCCUUUUGGUGGUCGGGCCGCUGAACCUAUUGCCGGAGAGACCGAGAUUCCGACAUUUGCCUCGUACCAGGAGGAGAUUGGAGGCUCUGAUGAGAAUCCGUACCAUCCGUACACCCACUUCAUCGAUUGGGCUGUGGCGAAAUGGGCCAAGGUGCGUGGCCCAGGAGAUACUGCGUUCUCUGACCUUCUGAAGAUUGAUGGUGUUGCCGAAAGGCUGGAGCUGUCGUACAAGAACUCAAAAGAACUCAAUAAGAUAAUCGAUAAGAAACUCCCUGGACGCCCCGAAUUCAAGCGUUAUGAGGUCGAAGUGGAAGGGAAAAUGGAGGAAGUCUUCCUCCGAGACAUUAUGGAAUGCAUCCGAGCACUUUAUGGUGCAGCUGACUUCGCCCCGAUCCUCGUUUUCGCCCCCGAACACCAUUAUACAGACCCCUCUAAAACUCGUGAUCACCGUGUAUAUUCCGACAUGCACACAACGGAUUGGUGGUGGAAAACUCAGGUCGCAUUGGAGGAUAUCAAGCCCGGUGCAACCAUCAUCCCCGUCCUCAUUUCGUCGGACAAGACUCAGCUUACAGUCUUCCGAAACAAAUCAGCGUAUCCCGUCUAUAUCACCAUCGGUAAUAUUCCCAAGGACAUCCGCCGAAAGCCGUCUCGCCAGGCGCAAAUCUUACUCGGCUACCUCCCCGUUACCAGCCUUAAGCACAUUAAGAACGUUGACGUACGGCGACGUGCUCUUUCAAAUCUUUUUCACUCUUGCAUGCGGUUGGCGGUCACGCCGAUGAAGGGACCAGGACGUGAGGGGGAGAACAUGGCGAGCGGAAACGGUGUAGUUCGACGGUGCCAUCCCAUUCUUGCUGCCGCUAUCUGGGAUUACCCUGAACAAGUUCAAGGUGCACUUGUCAAGACCGGCGAGUGCCCGCUAGGCGAAAUCGACCAUGAUCUCAUGGGCGAAAAUGUCGAGUGCACCCGUCGCGACAUCAACACUAUUCUCGAUGCGCUAGAAACCUGGUCUCAAGGACCCGUCGCUUUUGUUCAGGCCUGUCGAAAGGCCGGAAUCAAACCGAUUGUCGAUCCAUUCUGGAGCGACCUUCCGUUCGCCAACCCCUAUUAUUCCAUCAUGCCCGACAUCCUGCAUCAGCUUUACCAAGGUGUCGUUAAGCAUCUCAUAGCGUGGUUGAAAUUGGUGUAUGGCGAGGCGGCUCUUGACGCACGCUUUCAGCGUCUUCCACCGAAUCACAAUGUCCGCCUUUUCUCCAAAGGCAUAUCUGUUCUCUCUCGCGUUUCUGGCGCCGAGCACGAAGAUAUCUGCCGUGUACUUCUGGGAGUAAUCGUCGAUCUUCCGCUUCCAGGUGGCCGAUCAGCUGUUCGUGUUGUUCGCGCAGUGAGGUCUCUCCUCGAUUUUGUUUAUCUCGCCCAAUACCCUUCUCACUCCGAGGCGACUCUCCGAUAUAUGCUGGAAUCCCUCACCACCUUCCAUGCUGAUAAAGCUAUAUUUAUUGAGCUUGGCAUACGUGAACACUUCAACUUUCCCAAAAUGCAUUCGCUCACACAUUAUGUUCCCGCUGUCCGCUUGUUCGGCACCGCCGACAACUUCAACACUGCAUACUCUGAGCGUCUACACAUUGACUUCGCCAAGGACGCAUAUCGAGCAUCAAACCGAAAGGAUGAAUAUCCACAAAUGGCGACGUGGCUUCUGCGUCGCGAGAAGAUCCACGUUCACUCUCUUUUUAUCCAGUGGCGACUCGAUGGAUGCCCACCGCCAUCAACACAUCCGCCCGAUCUACCUCCCAAGUUCCACAUUCACAUUGCAAACCGGCCCAACAUCAAAGCUGUCUCUUUCGCCAAUGCUGCCAGACUAUACGGUGCUGUUGAUCUCUCUUUAGCCCUUCGACAGUACAUUGUUCGCCGUACCUAUCCCGCUUUCACGCCACAGCAACAGAAAGAUACAGCCUCGACUUUCAUUCUUCCUUUUCAAUCUGUCGCGGCAUUCCACCGCAUCAAAUUCUGGAACUCAGACGCUCAAGGACGCGAUAGCGUUCCGUCCACCCUCGACGCUGCCCAUGCUCGACCUCCUUAUCGUGACACGCAGAACCGUCCUGUCCCUCCACGCUUUGACACAGUCCUCCUAGAUGAUGGUUCAGGCGAGGCGGAGAAUUGUGGCGUCGAAGGUUACCGAGUUGGACAACUGCGCAUGAUUUUCAGCCUCUCCAAGACAGCUAGGGAGAGAGUGUUCUCAGCUGGAGUUGAGUGGCCCACACAUCUUGCGUAUAUCGAAUGGUUUACACCAUUCAAGCGCGAGCCCGAAGCCCAUCAUCUCAUGUACAAAAUCAGCCGUGAAGUGCGUGGUGGCCGGCGGUUUGCUACUGUGGAGAAUGUGGAUGAUAUUCGUCGCAGCGUGCUGUUGAUCCCGAGGUUUGGACGGGUAUUAGAGACAAGCUGGACGAGCGACAACGUAUUGGAACGCUGUUCAACCUUCUUUGUUAAUUCACAUACAGACCGUCAUACAUUUAUUACACUUGUAUAG